GAUAGAUAAGCCGAGAAUGUAUUUAAAAUCAUGAAUUUGAUCCUUGGAGCGUUGAAAUUUAAAGGGCAUUUUAAUUCCCCUGGAGGACAAAUUAAGAGAGGCCAAUUUGCCGACAAUUGUGGUGAUAAUAGUGCUGGUGUUAUCUUAAAUCGUCGAAAACACCGAAUGGUUGCAAUUUCUUUUUAAUAACUACAUUCUGGGGUGACGCGAGACUUGAGAUCGCGAGCGAUGACGGAGAGAAGAGCACUGACAGUGGAAUAAUACAAGAUACUCACCGUCUCAGAAUGAAUUUCGCGUUUGUGGUGGCCUCGUUGCUUUUAAAUACAUCUAUUUUGACAGGUGAGUUACCGUAGCUUUGGUGAAUUGAAGAGCUUUAUGAGGUUCUAAAACGUUGCAGACUUUGGUGGGCUAGUUUGCGGUCGCUAUAUGAGCCAUUAUCGGUGUCUCCAGGAAAACGAGCCGAGUUGGAAUCAAUGAUCCACUUUAUUAAGACUUUUAAAAUGACAUACAUUCUGUUACUGUUUCUUUAAUUUAUUUAUAUUUUCCCUGUUUUAGUUCUUCUAUUAUUUGUAAAAGACUAGCUUUCCUUUGCGUUUGAAUAUGGAACUUUGAUCGGCUAAAGCAUCUCACGCCAGAUAACGAUAAGGCAUUCCAAAGACAAUGUACGACGAUGAAUGAAAUGAAUAUUCUUUUAUCUUUGACAAUUAGCGAGCAGACCUUUGCUUAACCUUCAUAACAUGGAUUUGUUUUAAUGGACGCCAUUUGCUGAUUGCUAAAAGCCUUUUGACAAAUACUAUUUUAGCCUAAUUUGCAACAUUCCUGAGAGAUCGCUCUUGCGAUAAAAUAUACAAGAUGCCCGGUGGCCUCUUGUUCUACGCUCCCUUUUACUUACUAUUUUCACUCCGUCAAUUUUGGACACAAAUUCCAACCAGUAUUUUUUAAAGUGGUAGAUUGUAGGAAACUACACACCAAUGACUGAUCAUGACUUUGACUCUCGCGCUUUUUAUUUCCCAUUUUUCCGAACUACUAGAAAAUACUGGUUUUUGCUUUGCUGUUCCGGAAUUUCUCUCUCUCUCUCUCUCUUUUUUUCUUUCUGGAACCCUUUAAGUCCGCGGCGAGAAGGUAUCAAGGAGAUGUUUUCUCAAGCCAAGUUAAUUUUAGGGGCCAUAUCUAUAAUCCGCUUAGCAUUUCCGGUAAUCCGAUGUCGGCCAUCGGAUCGGACGUUGGACGGCGGUUGGGUCUUAGAACAUACACCGCCUCCCUUAAACUUAAGAAAGCGAGCUCCAUCAGAGCAUAGUAAGGCUUGCAGAACGGCAGAAGAAAUAGUUGGCAAAAUAGGAUAAUUUUAGAAAAAAUAAAUAACAAAAAGCUUUUUAGACGUGCUCGCGAAAACGCAAAACAGGCGAUUGCUGGAAACCAACAAUCAGAUUAAAUUGCGAAAGAUUCUAAGCCAGAUGUUUUUCUUUUCGCCGGCUUUCGGUAAAGUUCACCGAAUUCGGCGAGCUUUAGCGAAGUUUAGGGGCCUCUCAAAAAUGUCAUAAAAAUAUGUCGGCUUCUGAAGGAAACCACUUGAUUUCUCCAGUUUAUAAUUUCCGCGCUAAAAUUUUCGAAAACUUAAAUUCGACACCGCUUUUGGAAAAUCGUUUUCUUAUCUUUGAAGCCAACAGUUCCUAUUGAUUCAGUUUCUAGACUUGUGAUCGAUAAAUUGCUCAGUCGGUCAUAUUAGCGAGGAGAAUUGGCCCAACCAGCUUCUAUAACAAACGCCUGGAAACACGAUGGAUAAAAAAUUUUCUCAGGUCAACCUGAAGGGGCACCCAACGAGGAUAUAGUUCAAAACCACUUAAACAUAGCAUUGUUAAACGUAAUUUAGUAUUUAAAGGGUAGAUAUAGGCAUAUUUUUAUUCCCUAAAUAUUUUUCAUCUGUUCGGAUUUCCUAGUGAUCCGAAACUUAUAGGGAUCAAAACUUACCUUUUCGAAAAUUUCAGCCAGAGAAAAGGCUCUCAAAAAUUCUAGCUGACCUUUUUAGGGUAAAAAUGGGCAAUUAUACCAUUCCUUAGAUGUUCCAAAAUCCUAGGAGGGGCAGGCAAGCAAGAAAUUUUAAAACAAAUGUUCCGAAAAUUCUAGAUCUCAAAUCGUCCUCCGAACAGAUAUUUUCCGAAAAUUGACGUUGGGUGCCCCUGAACCUGUCAUGUUGCAAAGCCAAGCACAUAUUUAGCACUCUCCACUGGAAGAAGGGGCGUUUUUCACCACGCACGUGUUUCAGUGGCAAGUUUGUCUUGAUCACGUGGUCGGCAAGUGGCUCAAAACUGCCAUAUUAUGGUCUAAAAAUACAAGCAUCUGCAGAUGUAAACGUUUACAGGAACUCACUAAGGCCUGUUUCAAACGUUGUGGUACUGACGUUCAAAGCUGGCUCGAAUUCAGCACGACUGUAGCACUCUGACUUGGUUGCAGACCUCGAAUUUAACUCAGUCGCAUAAAAUAGCUUUUGAUCAAAAAUAAUAAGCGGUUUAGGGAACUCUUAAAAUGUAUUCUAAUGUAUUUAUAAUAUAUGAAUUGAGCUCGGCAUGGCAGUUGCCCGACGUUUGAAAGCAAGUCGUGCUACUGCCGUGUAGAACAGCCAAGCGUGCCGUGCUAGACGGGCGUGGCACGAAUUGGUUUCAAACGUCGUGCAACCGUGGUGCCAAACUCGAAUUUAAUUCGAUCAAUUGAGUUCGGCACGACAGUAGCACGCGUUUGAAACAGGCCAAAGCACUAAUUUUGUAGAUUUCUGGGUAAAGAUUCGCCUUUCCGAUAAAGCAGACACAAGAGCUAUCUUGACAAAACCACAAGUCAGAUAGGAUUAAGAUCAGGGCGUCGAGGAUGUAAACUCAAGGGCAUGUCGGGGAGAGGAUUUGAUAGAUAAAAUGGAACUAAAGAGUACAUCUGCGACACGUAAAAUCAAUAAUCCUUUUUAACACCCACUUAUUAUAAGGGAGUCAAAGAAGAGUUCGUCGUGAAACACGAUUUCGGCUCGUACCAGCAAAAUGCAGAUUUCUCUUACCACUUACCAUUACCAAGUAGCUUUAGAAACCGUAAAAUAUAUCCAUAUUAUUUCUGUGUUGUUGUUGCAGAUGUUCCUUUUCCUCUUCCUUUAACUUUACUUAAUCUGGUUGCAGUUAAUAUAUAAUUGUUUUGGUACUGGAAUCUUCAUGUCGAAGAUAAAGUCAAUAAAGUCCUCAUUUGUUUGCUUGCCAUGUUUAGACGCAAUUAGAUGUUAUCAGUGCAUUGAAAGAAGCUGGAAUGAUUGCCAACAAAGACAAAAAGAAAACGCAUGCAAUGAUGCCACACUUCUGGGAAACUCUCACUGCUUUUCGGCAAGCGGAAAAUAUGACAAUGGCACUGCAAUUUUAGAAGUUAUGGCUAGGGGAUGCAUCGACUGCUCAGGUACGAAGAUAUAUUAAAAUUAUAUAUCUCUUUGUGAAGUGCAAUAUAUCAACGCUCUAAGAACCUAAAUUGCUUAUUUACAUAGCGUCCUUCCCUCCAUUCUGAUACCGGGGGUACUCCCUAUAACAGCCUAUCAGGGGAGGCUCGGCCCGAAAGGGUUACCUUUUUCAGGCUUCAGGUAUAUAGAAGGGUAGGGAUUUCACUAGUUGAAAUAAAACGAAAGGGUAGGAAAAUCUGUCAUUUCGGUCGUAAAAAGGACAAAGGGCUAAAGACGUAUUUUAUGGCUGUGAAAAAGUUGGAAAAACGUUAUUUAUUCAUAUUUAAAAGACGGUCCAUUUACAGCAGUUAAAGGGACGCAAAUUUAAAAACUAGGCAUGUGAAAGGCGUACCAUUUGUCAAUAGAAGGUACACGAAAAGGUUAAUAUCUUUCCUGACAAAAAUGGUAUGUAACAGGUUGACUUAUGGGUUCGGCCCCAGGCGGAGCCCUUCCAUAUAGAAAGAUAAAUACAAAAAGUGGGACAAAAUUUUAAUCCCGGAUUAGCGCUAAUCGGCCUUUCAGGAACCGGGCCCUAGACUUUUUCCUUGCGCAGAUACACUUUUUUUUGGUUGAAGAAAAGCCUUCAGUACCGGGAUUCGCGGUCACGUCCAAGUCAAAUCCGGCGGAUUUUUCUUAGUUUUGAGGUGUACUUGGCACCGGUCGCAUCUUCUAGAGGAGACUUCCGCCUUCCCUGUAAUUUAUUCACAAAUCCGAUCGCUCGUUCACAGCUUGUUUAUUUGCAAUUCAUUCAAUAAUACACCACUUGAGCAGUCUGUCUCCGUGACACAGACAGUUUGAUACCUCUUUAUUUAUUAAGAUCCAAUUAAAUAAUUAAAGGUUCAUUAAUUUUGCGGUCCACUUUUGAAAACUUCCGAUGGAACACCUUAACGUCAGAAGGUCAUUUCAGGUCAGUUUGUAGCCUGCGAAGCGCAGACGCAUUUCCGGUCGUCGCUUCUCUGCCUCCGAAAAAUAGCGUCUGCGAACCCGAGCAGCAAAACGAUUUCCAUGACGUGAACCUUUUGUUUUGAUGUUGGCCAAUCAGACCAAAGGAUAGAAUACAGCUCGCGUGCCCCCUCGCGACCUCGCGCACUAGCGUGUCUUGGAUUUUGGCGAGAGUUACCAAACACGCUUUGGAACGUGAAUUUCACGACUGUAACAAGGUUUCCUGCGACGUUGAAUGAUGACUUCUUUAUGAAGCAACGGCUUCUCAAGCUAUGUAUGUGAUAUGGGCCGUUUAAUUUCGCUUCAUAAAAUAUGGUAGUACGUGACAUAAACAAAACGUGGACAAAAUAAUCGCUACAGCGAAAGGAAAAUAAAAUAGCUUAAUGACAUCACGCUCAGACGGGCGAUUUAUUUCAAUUUAACCAGCGCUGACAAAAGGUGGUGAAUCGAUCCUACAGACACAGACACAUCCUUGACUGAUUCAGAAAUCUCUUAUAAUCGCUCGUUAAUAAUUCAAAAUCCCAAAAGUAUCGCCACAAGACAAUGAUCUGAGGGCCGAACCCAGCGUGAAAAAAAUAUAUACAACAGUAAAUUGAUCAUAGUCAUGAUGACAUUUCAGCUACGACGCUUCGACUCAUCUUAUAAAAAGCUAUGGAAGUUAAAAUUUUGAAAAGAACAUGUAUUUAAUGAAAUAUAAGAGCAAAUAUAAAAUGCUUUCGAUCUGAUCAAAGUUCUGUCUGAAACAAGAAGCAACCACGCAUGGGAAAUCAAUUACCAAAUGUCCUAGCUUUCAAGAUAAUUAAAGAUACUUAAAAAUAUCUGUAGCGGCAAGCAACAAACUAUCGAAGAGUUCUCCAAAGCAUACUUUCCUGCGAGGAACCAGAAAGGAACAGAAGCAACAAACGGCAUGAUGCGAUACUGUCGUUAGGACAUUUAUCUUUUCAAAUGUGAUCAAAACAACUAGGUGUGAUAAAUCAUUGACUCCGUAGGCAUAAAAUUUCCUGUGAUCUUUUCUUCAAUAUGAAUCCUCUUUAUGCUUACUUCAUCAAUCAGUCCUACCAUCCAGGCAAACAAACUUUCGUGAACGCGUCGUUCUGAGGAAAAAGGGCAGCUGUACAGGCUACUUUGUCCUUUCAAAAACAUAUCCAACGGCACCGCGCACGAUCUUGCGAGGAGACUCGCGAGUUAGUUCCUUGAUUUUAAGAGCUAAAUUGUGAUUGGCUAAAAAGGUUCUACGUCAUGGAAAUCGUUUUGCUGCUCGGGUUCGCAGACGCUAUUUUUCGGAGGGAGAGAAGCGACGACCGGAAAUGCGUCUGCGCUUCGCAGGCUAGUCAGUUUGCGGCCUCUCCUAUUAUAGCAGAAGUCGAUAGCAAAACAAAAUAACAGGCUUUUUGUCACAACCGUCCUAGCGAUAAAAUGGACAAUUAAUUUUUUAAUUCAACCGACGUAAAGACAAGUUUUAGCGUGACUUAACGCAUUAUUUUCAUUCGCGCACUUGUGACUAUCAAUUUUUAAAUGAAAUCUGCGCCUGACCGAACCAAGAACUGAGAGUUUCUGAACCGUUUUUGGCGACCCUUAUUCAAAUACAAUUCAGAGAAAUUACAUAAAGCGAAAACGCUUCUUCUAUUAAGUUCAAGUCAUAGAUGAUAUUGAUCAAGUGUAAUUCCUUUUUCUUUUCUUGUAGACAAGAAAAAGGCCUGUGACUCUUUAAAAUUAGUGUUAGCCUACACGGUCAACAGCAAGCCCCUGGGCUGUGACAUUGACUGCUGCAAAGGAUCCCUAUGCAACACAAGAGUACCACAGCCUACCAAUGCUUCCCGCCAGCAGGAACCAACUGUGAAGGCGGUAAAAAUGUCCGACGGAGUAACUCGUCAUUCCUUACAUGUUGGUCUUUUAAUGAUGGUUGGAUAUUUAUCUCUUGUUUUGUUAUAGUCUGAAAUACUGGUCAUGCAGAAAGACCUUUCAAAACUGAUGUAUAUGUUUAAUAACCCAAUGUUGAUGAGCGAAACUGACGAA
Molecule: messenger RNA, 6418 nt
Organism: Porites lobata
Lineage: Eukaryota; Metazoa; Cnidaria; Anthozoa; Scleractinia; Poritidae
Source: the annotation of a GenBank genome assembly